Messenger RNA from Trichomonas vaginalis G3, 846 nucleotides. RefSeq names its product glycine-rich protein family. Lineage: Eukaryota; Parabasalia; Trichomonadida; Trichomonadidae. The transcript has a single exon. The coding region runs from base 1 to 846 and encodes 281 amino acids. The record is from RefSeq and is a predicted model, not a curated record.
AUGCCUGUUAAAGAAAUCAAGCGAUUUGUGGCCUUAGGGCAAACAUUUGAAUAUGUUUUCUACCCGGGUUUGUAUUUUGUCGAAUCUUAUGGUCCUUCGGGCGGAGGUGAUGGCCAUGGUUCAUAUGUAUCCGGUAUUGUCGGGAUAAAUACAGCAAUAAAGGUUUAUGUGACUCUUGGCGGAAAAGGUCAAACAGGCAAAUUUGACGGCUCGAUAACCCCUGGUGGAGUAAAUGGAGGCGGAAAUGGCGGUAGAGGAAGUUUAUAUAAGGGAAGUAUGACAAUAUCUGGUGGAUCUGGUGGCGGUCGAACAGUAAUUUCUUUGAAUUCAGAUCAAACAUCACCUGUAAUCGUUUCCGGUGGUGGCGGUGGUGGGGUAAUGACUAGUGCUCAGUAUCAAUUCUUUAGCUUUGUUUGGGGAGAUGCUGGUGGAAUAAGGAGCAAUGAUGCUUCUUUUCAAACUUAUUCUUAUGUCCAUGGAGUGUCGCAAUCAUUUAGAAUUGAAAAUGGCAGCGGACAAAAUGGGAGAAACGGAAUAGAUAACACGGAUUUAUUUGCAGAAGGAUCAGGCGGUGGUGGGGCUGGAUAUCGAGGAGGUUUAGCACCACAAGAUGCUGGAACUAUUACACCUGGAUCAGGAGGAAGCUCCUAUAUCUCUGGUCAUCAGGAUUGCGAAAUCGAAAAAAGAUUCGUUUUUACUAAAUGCAUAUUAAAGAAUGGCACAGAAACUCAGUAUGAUGGCGAUGGAUACGUUAUCAUUUCCAGAAUAACUUUAACUGAAUCAUCAUGUCUGAUUUUAUUUUAUCAACGUUCUAUUUAUUUCUUGUUUUUAUUUAUUUUAGGAUAA